AUGGAGGCUGCUAGGUUGAUCAAAAAUCUCAAAAAUUAUACAGUAGAAACUCAUUUGCCACUUUUCAAUACGUGGCCUGUUAAUCGGAGGAGUGCUGUCUUGGUGUUGCUGUUUAUUGGAAGCAAUGGUGAGUUGCGAGUAUUUCUGACUAAGAGGGCACGGAACUUGAGGAGUUUCUCCGGCCAUGUAUCACUUCCCGGGGGAAAGGCUGAUUCACCAUCGGAGACAUCCGAAAUGGUGGCCAGAAGAGAGUCUGAGGAAGAAAUUGGCCUUCCUAGUGAUGGGAACAUCUUACUCCAAGAUUACGGCAUGAAAAUUGAGAACAUCACGCACAAUAUUCCGCAUUUCCUAUCACGAACAUUUCUCAGCGUUAAACCUAUUGUGUCAUUUCUUUACAAUUCAAAGACCCCGAGUGAGAGGCGCUAUGUAGAUCCGUUGAAUGGAUCCAAAUUUUUUGGCAAGCUAAACGCAGGGGAGACGACCUCGCUGUUCUCUGUUCCUCUCUGUGACCUCAUAGCUCACCAAAACCAGUGGAAUGACUACAAUCCAGAAUAUGUCAACCGAAAGGAAUACAUAUCGAAGUGGGGUGGUUUGUCAUGGUUAAUUCAACAUUUUUACUAUCCUAACGAAAAUGUCAAAGACGCACAUUGGUUGAAUGAGAUCAUUGACACUAGUUCUGGAGAUGAAGAUUUUGAGGGUGUCCUUUGCAAAAACGUGUGGGGCCUCACGGCCAAAAUUUUACAGGAAGUUUGUCGUGUCGCGAACGACACUGCCCGUACAACAAUUGGGCAUGAGGAGCUCAUAUACACUUUACACAAGUUCGGCGGACAACUCCAGAGUCGUAAGAGAACUCACUGGGAGAGCGAUAUGAUCUUGAACAAACGUAAGGUAUAUUAUAGCGAUGUAAUACCGAAACAGCAUUUCAAGAAAUUAUCAAAGUUAGAAUUUUGA
Messenger RNA from Lachancea dasiensis, 951 nucleotides. The record is from the annotation of a GenBank genome assembly. Lineage: Eukaryota; Fungi; Ascomycota; Saccharomycetes; Saccharomycetales; Saccharomycetaceae.